Salarias fasciatus (jewelled blenny) is the source of this 3156-nucleotide messenger RNA. It is a transcript of the gene fsd1, whose product is annotated as fibronectin type III and SPRY domain containing 1. The coding region runs from base 180 to 1661 and encodes 493 amino acids. The record is from RefSeq and is a predicted model, not a curated record. The transcript is spliced from 13 exons. Gene Ontology annotation, cellular component: microtubule. Gene Ontology annotation, biological process: regulation of cell division; regulation of mitotic spindle organization. Gene Ontology annotation, molecular function: microtubule binding. NCBI's taxonomy places the organism in Eukaryota, Metazoa, Chordata, Actinopteri, Blenniiformes, Blenniidae.
CUCUGCUCUCCGGCCCAGAGGCGUUGGUGGUUGGUGUCCGUCCAAAGAUGCGUUGCACCCCGGCAGCAUCAGCACCAGCUCUGCCGUACUAGUAAACUUUCCAGACACCACCGGAGGAAGGAGGAGACGCGGCGGCGGUGUCCACGGCUGUAGCGUCGCCGGCGCAUCGGUGCGGCACGAUGGGAGACCAGAAGGAGUCGCUGCGUAAAAUCACCCAUACGCUGGCCACAAAAAAUGAGGAGAUUUCAAACUUCAUCUGCACGCUCAAACAGAGCCUAGAGAACCUAGAGGCAAACUCCAACCGAGUGCAGGAGGAUCUUGAGUCUGAGUUCAGCUCGCUCCACUCCAUUCUGGAUGAGAUGAAGGAAAACAUGGUGACACGUAUCAAACAAGAGAGAGCCAGCCGCACAUAUGAGCUGCAGAGUCAGCUGAGCUCCUGCUCCAAAGCCCUGGAGAGUUCAGAAGAGCUGCUGGAGCUGGCCAACCAGACGCUCUGCUCCUCUGAGACAGACGGCUUCACCCAGGCGGCCAAAGACAUUAAGGAUAGUGUGACUAUGGCCCCGGCCUUUCGCCUCUCCCUCAAGGCUAACGCGAGUGACAACAUGAGUCACUUGAUGGUGGAUUUCAGCCAGGAGAGGGAGAUGUUGCAGGCUCUCAAGUUUCUCCCAGUUCCUGCCACUCCAGAGAUCCAGGUGUCGGAGUGCCAGGUGUGCGACAACACAGUGACCGUAGUUUGGACCUUAUCUGAGCCUGACAGCAAGAUCGACCACUACAUACUUGAACAUCGACGCACCAAUCACGAGGGCCCCCCACGCAUCAGAGAGGACUACCCCUGGAUGGUGGUGGAGGGGAUAAAGGAGAUGGAGCACACACUCACUGGUCUGCGCUUUGACACCCGGUUCAUGACUUUCAGAGUGAAAGCAUGCAACAAGGCUGUGGCCGGAGACUUUUCAGAACCAGUUACACUUGAAACUCACGCCUUCACCUUCAAGCUGGACUCUGGCUCAGCCCACCAAAAUCUGAAGGUAGAGGACCUGAGUGUGGAGUGGGACAGCAGUGGAGGGAAGAUACAGGACAUCCGCAAGGAUAAGAACCGAACCAACUCCCCGAUGCACUCCCCAGCCAGGUCGGCUCUGAUGUCUCCAAAGAGAGCACCAACAGCCCGGCCUGGCAGAGACAGGUUCACAGCAGAGUCCUACACAGUGCUGGCGGACACCGUGAUCGAUGCCGGCCAGCAGUACUGGGAGGUGCGGUUCGAUAAAGAGAGCAAGGCCUUCGCCGUGGGCGUGGCGCUGCGGAGCCUCGGCCGAUUCGACCAGCUGGGUAAAAGCAGCGCUUCCUGGUGCAUCCACCUGAACAACUGGCUGCAGCAGAGCCUCACGGCCAAACACAACAACAAGGCUCGAACCCUGGACUGUCCCAUCCCCAACAGUAUAGGCGUCUACGUCAACUAUGAUGAAGGUACAUUGUCCUUUUACAAUGCCAAAACCAAGCAGUUGAUGCACAGUUUCAAAACAAAGUUCCAGCAGCCUGUUAUUCCAGCCUUCAUGGUGUGGAACGGCAGUUUCUCAGUCGUCACCGGCCUUCAGGUCCCCAGCGUGGUGCAGAGCGGCCAGAGGAAGAACAGCGGCACCAGCAGCUCUAACGCCAGCCUCACAUAAACCGACGCCCCUCCCCCUCCCCACCCUGCAGGCUGGAACUACCUCCCAGCUCCGGUAGUCCUCCAUCAGCGCUACAGGCCCCCCCCCCCCUGCACUGACUUCACCUCAGCCGUGUCAAAGACGCAUUACGUCAAUGGAGUACGAUGGAUUUACCUGUUCCACAAGCGGCGUCUCAGUUGCAUGAUGAUUUAAAAACAGUUUCAGGGAACCUGUGACUCAUCUGCUCUGUAUCAGGAGUCCUCAAAUGGUGUCACUCCAGCGUUUGUGCUUGCUCGGGACACGUUAAGUGUAGUCUUUCUAGUUUUCCCCUCUCUGCACACUCAUUUAGCUCGGUCCCACUGCUGCUAGAGCAAUGACUUAGCGCUGGCCGCUGUCCUCUCUUCAUCUCCAUCACCUUCUCGGUCAUGCCGCCAGCUGCGGGUUCAGGGUCCAGAUCUCUCCUGUCCUGCUCUCUCCCUGUGCCUUCCUGCUUCUUUUCCAAACUGAUAGGCCAAAUCGAGUCAUCUUUAUCAAGACACUAAUAGUUCACUGCAAGAAUAUAUCUCCCUGUUUCUAUUUACUACCGUGUAUCCCAUCAGUGUCAGUAUAACUUGAUAUUUAUGUGGUUUUGUGGCUCUGACAUUGUCUCGACCAAUCAGCUGACCUAUUUAUCCUAGUAACAACAUGCUUCUAGACAAUACUGCUGACUUGAGUUCAGUUCUGAAUCCAGACCAGGUGAAGUUAAACACAUAUAGGUUAUAUUUGAUUCUUGCCUCGGCAUGCACUCCUAAGUUCAGAGGGUUUCACCUCAUAGUCUGGGCCUCAGCUGCAUUCAAGGAAGAGAUUCCUCUCGGCCUUCUGCUGAGAAUUUGUUUUCAUCCAGGGCCGUGUUGAAUGUGGUUUUGUGACUUCACACAAAAAAUAGACGAAGUUUUAAUUUCAACUCCCCGUAGUGAAAAUAUAUCAAGUGCUCAAAUUUGGUUUUAGAAUUUUGGAGAAGACUUGUUCUCUCCACACCGUUUAUCUGACUGCACCCUGCUCCUUUUAGAUUUCAGUAUCUCUUAACAUCUGUUUACUGGCGGCAAGUAAAUCACUUUAUAAGUUAGUGAACAGCCUAUAGUCCAAAUACAAAAGAUAGCUAGGCAGUAGCUCCAGCUAACAAAUUGUAAUACAGAUGUGUGACAUUUUGAGAGGUACUAAAGUAAGAAAUUAUGGUUAUUAAAUAGUAAAUUUAUGUUAAGGCAUCCCUGUUUGUGAACUGCCUGACCUCAGAAUAGUGUCCGUGUCCUAACGUCACACAUGGUGACAGUCUUGCUUUGCCACGUUUUUCUUUGUGUGUUUCCUGAAUAACUGUGUAGCCUGCAAUGCUUUAAGAAAAAAAGAAAAGAAUCCGUCCAACUCAGAUUUAUGUUCACUUUAUUUCAGAGGCUGACAAAAUGUCACAGAUUAUUUGUAAAUAGGUUCAUUUUUCCACUAUGACGUAUCACUCAUUGAGGUAAUAAACGAUUGAGAGCUA